Messenger RNA from Nematolebias whitei (Rio pearlfish), 1648 nucleotides. RefSeq names its product epithelial membrane protein 2 (gene emp2). The coding region runs from base 258 to 752 and encodes 164 amino acids. The record is from RefSeq and is a predicted model, not a curated record. NCBI's taxonomy places the organism in Eukaryota, Metazoa, Chordata, Actinopteri, Cyprinodontiformes, Rivulidae. The transcript is spliced from 6 exons. Gene Ontology annotation, cellular component: plasma membrane.
GUCUGUGGACACUAGUCAUCUGCCAUCCUGCUCUGUUCCUCCGUGCUCCUUUAGUUUUUCCCUGUGUCUGUCUGCACCUGGGUUCAGCUCAACCCAGAGCUUGAUAACCUGAAACAGACAUCAUCUACAAACACUCAGAAGAGCUCAAAGCAGCAACAUCGCUCUUCUCAUUCCCAGUCCGGGUGAUAAAGACGCUGAAAAUUCUCUGACUUGUGUGAACAAAAGAGCAACGUACCCCACAAGACUGAAGGGAAGCCAUGUUAAUCGUCCUCGCCUUCAUCGUCCUCUUCCACCUGGCUGCUGCUAUCCUACUCUUUGUUGCCACUAUUCACAAUGCGUGGUGGGUGGUGUCAGACCAAGGUGAUGUCAUCUACACUGAUUUGUGGUACUCCUGUAACGUCACCUGCUACCCUGUGAAGAACAGCCACACUGUUGCAAAAGCUUAUCUGCAGGCAGUUCAGGCUACGAUCAUCCUGGCCACCAUUUUAUGCUGCGUCAGCUUCUUCGUCUUCAUCCUGCAGCUUUUCAGCAUCAAACAGGGAGAGAGAUUCAUUUUCACAGCUGUGAUCCAGCUGUUGGCCUCUCUAUGUGCGCUGAUUGCAGCAUCCAUCUACACGGCUGAGAACAAGAGUUUUCAUGAGACCACGCUUCAAAAAGGCUCCUUCGGCUCCUCCUACAUCCUGGCGUGGAUCAGCUUCCCCACCACUCUGAUUAGUGGCCUUAUGUACCUGAUACUCAGGAAACGCACAUAGAAAUGACAGGGAUGCAACAAAUACUGAUAGGAUCUUGAACACGUGUUCUCUCCGACCCUGAGAUGAUUAUUAUUUUUUUAAGUGUUUCAAGACAAUCUCAGCGACGGGUUCAGAUGUGGACUUUGAGUCAUUUUAACACAUGCAAACCCAAAAUAAGUGCAUUUAUUCUACUUGAUGGUGCUUCAAUAUUUUUUUUUUUGUUUAUAUGUGGCAGAUGCAUGUGCAUCAACCCCAUCCUGAGUACUAAUGUGUCUGCUUUUAUAUACUUCAGCCUCUGUUUCUAGAAACAUCCAACACGAGUCAUUAAACUGGUUCAUGUUUGAUGUGCAAAGGCCACGAUUUUUUUCGACUCACUCUCCUGAGUUAUUUACUCCACAUAGAAUUGAUUUAAAUAAAUUCAUGCCACAUGCAUCUGUAAUGAUCUGUCCCCACUCAGCGUCGGCUCCUAGAUGCUCAUUAAACUUUUGUUGCAGUGUUUUAUUAAAACACUCCACAACAGCAAGAUUAACCAAAGGCUGCACUCUUCUUAUGAAACGGCAGAUAAUUUGUUCCUACAUCAUAGUUCAGCUCUAAACUCUCCUAAAACAAGUUAAAAAACAUUUAAGUUAACCAAAACAUACAAGAUGUAGUGACGUUGGUGUACAGCCAAAAUAUGACGUGGAGGAUUUUAUUCUUUGUAUUCCUUUUAUGACGGACUUGUGUUCUGUUGGUGAAAAAGGAACUGAUGUGCCGUGAUAUUUGGGAUUACAUUUGAAAGACAAACAUGCAUACUUGAAAUGAGAAUGAAGAUUUUUGUCGUGGCUUCUCUGAAGAAGAUAAAGCUAUUGUAUGAAACCACUUUUUUAUUUUCUUGUAUUAUAAAAUUACAUGGAUGAUUUGUCUUUGUUGCUGUCUGG